Bombus pyrosoma is the source of this 726-nucleotide messenger RNA. RefSeq names its product translocon-associated protein subunit delta (gene Tapdelta). The transcript is spliced from 2 exons. Bases 151 to 663 code for a protein of 170 amino acids. NCBI's taxonomy places the organism in Eukaryota, Metazoa, Arthropoda, Insecta, Hymenoptera, Apidae. The record is from RefSeq and is a predicted model, not a curated record. Gene Ontology annotation, cellular component: endoplasmic reticulum; endomembrane system; membrane.
GUCCUUAUAAACACACUAUAGGUAUACGUAAUUAAUGUUUAACCUAACAUGAUUUAAACUGACAGUAGUGAAGUUAAUUUUAUUGAUAUAAUUUAUUUGUAAACAACGUUCAAGAGAAAUCAUCAAUUAAAAUAAACGUAAAACAGUACAAUGAAACGAUUCAUUAUUUUUUCUAUUCUUAUAAUUUGUGGAAUUUUCGACACUUUUGCCGAAACGUGUCAGAAGCCUGAAGUCGUUGCCUCUGCGUAUGUCACAGAAGAUGCGACAAUUCUGACAAAUGUUGCAUUCACAACACAAUUUGUGCUUAAGUGUAGUAAUGGUGUGAAAGGUAUUACCUUAUACGCAGAGGUUGAUGGUAAAUCAUUACCAGCUGCCAGAUUAAGUUCUGACAACAAAUAUCAGGUUUCUUGGACAGAAGAUGUAAAAAAAGCACAUUCUGGAGAUUACAAUAUAAAAUUAUAUGACGAUGAAAGAUAUGCAGCUAUACGUAAAGCAUUAAGAAAUGGAGAAGAUCCAAAUAGUGUGAAACCUUUGGUUGUUGUAGUGCUUAAUAAUCCAGGCAUAUAUCGUGGACCUUGGGUUAAUUCAGAACUCCUUGCUGUCCUUUUAGCUGCCUUAGUCUCAUAUUCCGCCUUCUCUUCUAAAUUCAAGCUUCUUGCUUAAUCAUUUUUUAUAAAUAAUAAAUUUGUUAAAGUUCUUAUGUAAAUUAAAUAUUACUUAAACAAA